UCAUGUAUCGCUGGAGUAUAUAAGACAAGGGCCUUGUGCCGUUGUUUUGUCCCUCAUCACUUCAACACUUUCCUCUACACUAACCUAUUCGUACUCACUCGCCAACGACAAACAACAAUACCUCUCCUAACAAGAUGACUUCCUCUCAUAACCCAGCCGUCUUCACCGCCGAUGCCGUCCUCUUUGACAUGGAUGGCACUUUGACCGAUUCGAUUGCCGCCGUUGAGGCAGCCUGGGGCAAAGUCGCGACAGAUCUUGGACUAGACCCAGCAUACGUUAUUGCCGCGACGCACGGCAAGCGUGCAAUCGACAACCUCGCGCACUUCCGUCCAGAAAUCAAGGAACAUGAGAUGGAUGCCGAGGUCGCAAAGUUCGAACGGACGAUCCUUGACUUUGCGGAUGCGUAUACCAAGUCUAAGGAGGCUUCCCGUCGUGAAAGCCCUGCUUCCUCAGGGACUGGAUCGAGUUCAAACUCAGGAACGAGCACGCCUGCUCUGUCAGCCUCCAGCUCCUCGUCCCAAUCUCAUGGCUCUUCGGCAUACUCGUCUCGCACUGGGUCGCUUAGCACCCCGAACCGCCCUUCAUUUGGACGUGAUGCUGCGCGUCGUCCAUCCUUCGCGACGCGUCUGAACAACUUGCUCGCUAUGUCGACACUCACAGAAGGCGAGGACACCUCUGUCUUUGAGGACGAGCAACGACAGGCCCUUGCAAAGGAAACGGCGCAAAAGGACACUAUUCACGAUGUCGAAGUUGCUUGGGAAAUCGAAGCCGAUGGUGUCGACCGCUCUAUUCACAUCCUUCCAGGUGUUCGUGAGAUGAUCGGCUCUCUCCCCGAUGGCCGGUAUGCUGUUGCUACCUCGGGUGCGAAGACAUACGCGUAUGGCGCUAUGACUCGUGUCGGAAUCACCCCUCCUCCUGUGACCAUCACUGCCGAUGACAAGCGUCUCAAAGCAGGCAAGCCCGCACCUGACCCGUUCUUACUUGCCGCGAAAUGUCUUGGCUUCCCCGCGAACAAAUGUGUCGUCUUUGAGGACUCGCCGUCUGGUAUCCGCGCAGGUGUUGCAAGUGGUGCAACCGUUAUCGCUGUUUGCACGAGCCAUGAGCGCUCGAAGAUCGAGAACUGUGGUGCGCACUUCAUCGUCGAGGACAUGAGGAGCGUGCGAUGCACUCCAGUUCACGAGAACGGUUCGACGAAACUUCGUUUCCAGGUUGGUGUUUCGUCUUGAUUGAGAACGAGCAUGGUACGUUAUGUAGUAGCUCUGAGCGAGUGGAAGUGAUUAGUUUCCUUUCUGUCCAUAUAUCCUGUACUCUCACUAAAUCAUGUACUUCAACCGCUUCGUGGUUGUUCUUUCUUUUGUUGUCCGCCUUGCAUGUACUGUACACAUAGAUCUUGUAGAAGCCCUAGAUGCAUCCUCGUAUGCACACAAAAAAAUUUGCGGAUAAUUUGUUAUACCCC
Fomitiporia mediterranea MF3/22 is the source of this 1456-nucleotide messenger RNA. Its product is annotated as HAD-like protein. The record is from RefSeq and is a predicted model, not a curated record. The coding region runs from base 135 to 1226 and encodes 363 amino acids. The transcript is spliced from 2 exons. Gene Ontology annotation, molecular function: sugar-phosphatase activity; beta-phosphoglucomutase activity. NCBI's taxonomy places the organism in Eukaryota, Fungi, Basidiomycota, Agaricomycetes, Hymenochaetales, Hymenochaetaceae.